Molecule: messenger RNA, 351 nt
Organism: Linum tenue
Lineage: Eukaryota; Viridiplantae; Streptophyta; Magnoliopsida; Malpighiales; Linaceae
Source: the annotation of a GenBank genome assembly
CUAGGCCUCCGUCAGUUUGUUCGGGAGCAGUGCAUUCCGUUGGAGGUCCCCGAUAGUCAAAGGGCCUUUCAUGGCCGAGAUGGUCGGCAAGGUACUCGCGAUUGGCCCACGAAGUUGGCGAAAUUCAUCACGAUGUGGGACCACCGACAAAUGCAGGAUAUUGUCACUCCAGCUCAAGUGGGUCAAAUGGGGUAUCAUGACCCAUACUUGGAUCGAUAUCGGCAAACAUCGGUUCGUUACAUGACUCCGGAGGGUGCGGCCGAUGGUGCAUUAGCUGAUGGGAUCGAGCGGAUCAAAGAUAUGACCACCGAGAGAGUUGAGCUGGGCAAUGAAGAUGUUAGCUUCAUCAGG